CAAAGUUUGUAGCAGAUCCGAGGGACAGCAAGACUCGGACCACAAUACUCCCGACCGAGCACGCGAAAGGCACAAAAGUUGUGCGUCGCUAGUUUUUUUUUUUGAUUUGCCAAAAAGCAUGGAUACUGCGCAAAGUGCAUGCAACGCGUCCGUCAUCCUGCAAGAGAGCGCGAGCCAAUCCAUGUCGAAGGUGCUGAAAAGACAGCGCUCGAGCUCACCGGAGCUUUUGCGCUGCAAGCGGAGACUCACGUUCAACGGGCUGAGCUACACCAUCCCGCAGCAGCAGCCCGUCGCGGUGGCGCGACGCAACGAACGCGAGAGGAAUCGCGUCAAGCAGGUCAAUAUGGGAUUCCAGACGCUGCGCCAACACGUCCCAAACGGCGCGGCCAAUAAGAAGAUGAGUAAAGUGGAGACGCUCCGGUCGGCGGUGGAGUACAUCCGCGCGUUGCAGCAGCUGUUGGACGAGCACGACGCGAUUACAGCCGCGUUCCAGCGCGGCGUUCCGUCACCGACGCUCUCGAACGCCUACUCGGCCGAUCCCGAGUCGCCACACUCCUCCUAUUCGUCCGAUGAAGGGAGCUACGAGCACCUGAGCUCUGAAGACCAAGAGCUGCUGGACUUCACAACUUGGUUUGAUCGCUACUGAUGAGAUUUUACAAUCCUCACCUAAACAUUCCAAGGGAACUGCACGUGACUGCAUGGAAAAAAGCCAGUUUAUGUGUUUUGGAACGUGGUUGCUGGUUUAUUGCUGGCAUGGUGGUUGUUGCUGGUGCAAGAUGAUCUUAGACCUGCUAGAAACCAGCUACUGUGUUCCCAAAAUAAACCUGGACUCUUGUAAACUUCACAGAUGCUGCUUUGUUGACUCUAUGGGCAGCAGUCUGGGACGCUGUGGCUUAGUGGUUAAGCUGGAAAAGGUUGUAGGUUCAAACCCCAGUGGGGUCGAUGAGCUUCUACAAUUGUGAAACAAGUCAAGACUGCUGGAUGAACACAUUUCAUAAGUGCAAUUGUGGGCAUGAUAUGUUGAUGCAACUGAUGCCGUUUCAACUUCCCUAAGAAUGUCAAGUUAAUGGGAAUAUUGAUUAUUACCUACAACCAACUACCAGGUCUGCUUAAGGACCUACGUUGAAAUUUGUACAAUAACUUUUUGUAUUGUUAAAGAUGAAGAUAUAUUUUUGUAAGCGGAGCACAACGGCCUCUUUGUGACAAUGAACGCUGUUAGAUUGUUGUAAUAAUAAUAACCGUUCUGUUUAGAUCAAAGCUGUUUUUAACACUGGAGAAGAGUUGAUCUGUAUUUAUCAAAAUUUUAUCGUCUAUAGAUGUAGUUCUUCCUGUGAUACAUG
Messenger RNA from Sinocyclocheilus grahami, 1340 nucleotides. Its product is annotated as achaete-scute homolog 1b-like. Gene Ontology annotation, biological process: neuron differentiation; sensory organ development; positive regulation of transcription by RNA polymerase II. Gene Ontology annotation, cellular component: RNA polymerase II transcription regulator complex. The record is from RefSeq and is a predicted model, not a curated record. Gene Ontology annotation, molecular function: DNA-binding transcription factor activity, RNA polymerase II-specific; RNA polymerase II transcription regulatory region sequence-specific DNA binding; protein dimerization activity. The transcript has a single exon. NCBI's taxonomy places the organism in Eukaryota, Metazoa, Chordata, Actinopteri, Cypriniformes, Cyprinidae. The coding region runs from base 119 to 646 and encodes 175 amino acids.